Impatiens glandulifera is the source of this 1087-nucleotide messenger RNA. Its product is annotated as histone deacetylase HDT2-like. NCBI's taxonomy places the organism in Eukaryota, Viridiplantae, Streptophyta, Magnoliopsida, Ericales, Balsaminaceae. The transcript has 5 exons. The coding region runs from base 173 to 1087 and encodes 304 amino acids. The record is from RefSeq and is a predicted model, not a curated record.
UUUUUAAAGGUUUAUUUGACCUAGUACAAAAUUUUUUUUAUUUAAAGGGAGUUAAUUUCCCAAUACCCAUAUUCCUAUUGCCAUCUUUUCCUCUCUCUCUUUUUCUUUUCUCCGGAGGAGAUCUCCUUGUUUUCACGUACGAGAGCAGCAUCCAUCCAUCCAUCAAUCCAUCAUGGAGUUUUGGGGUGUGGAAGUUAAGGCUGGCGAGUCCGUUAAGGUCUUUGAUGAAAAGUUUUCAGUCAUACAUAUUUCUCAGGCGGCUCUAGGCGGCGAUCUAAAUGGAGAAGAGAAGGGUUUAUUAAUCCCUCUUCGUGUAAAGAUUGAAGGAAACACGUUUAUUAUGGGAUCACUAUCCGUCGAAAACUUUCCUCAAGUUUUCUUUGACCUAGUUUUCGAUAAAGAGUUUGAAUUGUCUCACGAUUCCAAGCAUGCCAGUGUCCACUUUAUUGGAUAUAAGGCUAUGGUAGAUGAUGAUGAUUUUUCAUCAUCUGAUGAUUCUGAUCAGGAUGAUUUGAUCGCAGCAAAAACAACAACAAAAGAUGAUGUUCAUACUAUUGAGAAAUUAAUGGGUACCGUAAGUGGGGACAAAUCUACUCUGCCCAAAGUAACGGAGCCAGAGAAGAAGAAGAAGAAAGAGGGUGAUAAGGCCAUAGACGAGGAAGAAGAGUCUGAUGAUGAUUCUGAGGAUGAUUCUGAGGAUGAUGAUUCUGAGGACGAGUCAGACUCCUCAGAAGAUGAGGAGGAGGAGACGACACAUAUAAAAUCUACUCAUAAGAUGAUCAAUGAGGGUGACGAUCAUGAUAGCUCUGAUGAAUCUUCAGAUGAUAUGAUGAUGAUGAUGAAGGGUACUGGUGGUAAUAAGAAGAAGAAGAAGAGAAGUGCCGAAUCUGUUUCAUCGAUUCUAUUCUCCUCUAAAAAGGCAAAAUCUCAAACUGAUCAAAUAGGUAGAAAGAAGGGCGGCGGCGGCAGCGGCGGCAGAGGCGGCAGAGGCGGCGGCGGCCGUGGUCGUGGAAAGAAAUCUGAUGUUGGGAAGACUCCUUCUUCUCUCAACAAAUCAAAGUUUCAAAUCGGCAAAUUUGAUGCAUAG